CCAAGGAUGGGUUUGAUGCCAAACAGAUGGAGUACGCCCCUUUUGCAGCACCGUCACCAUACACCCGACCUUGAUUGUACUUUCGCUUUCUCAGUUGAGUCUUGAGUGUACGCUUCCCUCUCCCACUCUUUCUGCUAUUUGGACAACUCAUGCCUGAGUGGCUACACAACGUCAACUACCCUGUUUCCCAAUAGUCUCUGCUUCCCGGUUGCGGUCAACGCUCGUUAUUGACUUCAUUGACGUUUGCCAGCAUAACCGCAUCUCCCAUCAACGCAUCGGUGACGACUGUCAACUUCUUUAUCCACCUCAACGAACCGCUAGCUAGGACAAGAGUCAGCGUCUCUAUCCAACUAUCCCCGCUACGCUCCCUCCCUUCGCCUCACAGACAGUCGCCAUGAGCGCCUCCACAAGAGUUGCGCGUCGGGCGCUGGUGGUCAACCCGUUCAUGGGCACUGGCCGCGCUCUUCCCAAAUCAGCUCUCCUCGCCACAUCGAUCCAUUUUGCGCGCAAUGCGCAGACCCUGGGUCCGGCCUCUGCCCUGCUCAUCCCAAUUCGGACCCUCACAACCUCGGGAACAACUACCCACGGCCCUCCCGGCGGCCCGCCGCCAGGGUUUAACCCAGAGGAGGCUAAGAAACCACUUCCAAGGGAACCUGCCAGCAGCGCGAAGCCCGCAGCGAAGGCCGAGAAGCCAAAGACGGAUACCGAAGUGCAGGAGGCCGCUAAGGAGGGCAAUAAAGCGUCUGCCGAUACAGAUGCGUCGCUCACUCAGCUCGCCGACCAGAAGGAAGGCGCCGUAGAAGGCGCCGAGGCCAAGAAAGAGGAGAAGAAGCUGACGCUUGGGCAAAAGAUCAGAAAGGAGGUACAACAUUACUGGGACGGCACCAAGCUGCUGGCGGCCGAAGUCAAGAUCAGCUCGCGCCUCGCGCUUAAGAUGGCCGCCGGCUACGAGCUCACGCGGAGAGAGAACCGGCAGCUGCAGCGCACCGUCCAGGAUCUCGGCCGGCUGGUCCCCUUCUCCGUCUUCGUCAUUGUUCCGUUCGCUGAACUCCUGCUGCCGGUCGCCCUUAAGCUCUUCCCCAACAUGCUGCCCAGCACGUACGAGGGCCAAAAGUCCAAGGACCAGAAGGCGUCGACGCUGCGGGCUACCCGGAGGGAAGUUAGCGACUUCCUCCGCCAGACCUUGAGGGAGACAGGUCUUCCCCUGACGCAGGCGACGACGCGAACGGAGGAGUUCACAAACUUCUUCCGUAAGCUACGCUCCACGGGGGAGAAGCCGACGGCCGAGGAUGUCAUUAAGGUGUGCAAGAUCUUCAAGGACGACCUCACGCUCGACAACCUGUCCCGUCCCCAGCUCGUGUCCAUGUGCCGCUAUCUCAACCUGAACACGUUCGGCACCGACAUGAUGCUGCGGUACCAGAUCCGCCACCGCAUGCGGCAGAUCAAGCGCGACGACCGCGCCAUCAGCUACGAGGGCGUCGACGUCCUGUCGGUCUCGGAGCUCCAGAUGGCUUGCGCCAGCCGCGGCAUCAAAAGCCACGGGGUCUCGCCGGCCCGGCUGCGCGAGGACCUGCAGACCUGGCUUGACCUGCGGCUGCGCGACGGCGUGCCCUCCACGCUGCUGGUCCUCAGCAACGCCUACAUGUACGGCCAGACGCAGUCCGACGAGGGGUUCUCGGGCCAGAUCGAGGCGCUGACGGGCGUGCUGUCGUCAAUCCCGGAAGAGCUGUUCCACGAGAUCGAGCUCGAGGUGCACAACGCCGAGGGCGCCGCCACCAACAAGCAGCGCCUCGAGGUGCUCAAGGAGCAGCAAGAGCUCAUUGACGAGGAGCUUGAGCAGGACCAGCAGAACCAGGCCACCGGAUUUGCCACGCCGCGGGACAACGAGGAUAUCGAUGACAAGGAGGAGAGGCAGGCUCAUGCCGAGGCGGACGGUACCAUUGAGAAGGCGCAGGUCGGCGAGGCGCUGGAUGCUGAGAAGGAUAUGCUGGAUGCGGCCAGGUUAGAGCAGAAGCAGGAGCAGCGCGAGGCGGCGCAACCCAGGUCCAGCGACAAGUGAGUCAGUGGAAAAAUGGGUUGGCCGGUACGGUUCAUAUUUUCUCUUUUGUGUGUCGUGUUUGAGUAGGCCACACGGGGAUUCUGUAGGGAUAUAGACGGCCCAGCGUCACAGCGGGCGAGAUCGGUCAGGCGUUGGGACAUUUGUGGGCUUUUCUUUUGUUAUGGGCGGCCUGAUAUAGACCUCAUCUCACCAUAGAUAUGUGGAUAGCUACUCCAAUCUGAAUCUUGAAUGGAGCUGCUUUGUUGAC
Messenger RNA from Parathielavia appendiculata, 2306 nucleotides. RefSeq names its product LETM1-domain-containing protein. Gene Ontology annotation, molecular function: ribosome binding. The record is from RefSeq and is a predicted model, not a curated record. Gene Ontology annotation, biological process: intracellular monoatomic cation homeostasis. The transcript is spliced from 2 exons. Gene Ontology annotation, cellular component: mitochondrial inner membrane. The coding region runs from base 395 to 2059 and encodes 554 amino acids. Lineage: Eukaryota; Fungi; Ascomycota; Sordariomycetes; Sordariales; Chaetomiaceae.